AGGUCGCGUAGUUCAAGUGGGGGAUGGGAUUGCUCAUAUUAUAGGUCUUGGUGAAAUAAUGUCAGGUGAAUUGGUCGAAUUUGCAGAAGGUACUAGGGGUAUUGCUCUGAAUUUGGAACCCAAAAAUGUUGGGAUUGUAUUAAUGGGCGAUGGGUUGAUGAUACAAGAGGGAAGUUUUGUAAAAGCAACAGGAAGAAUUGCUUAGAUACCCGUGAGUGAGGCUUACUUGGGUCGUGUUGUAAAUGCUCUGGCUAAACCUAUUGAUGGGAAAGGCGAAAUUAUAGCUUCCGAAUCUCGCUUAAUUGAACCUGCUCCAAGUAUAAUUUCCAGGCGUUCCAUAUACGAACCUCUUCAAACAGGGCUUAUUGCUAUCGAUUCGAUGAUCCCUAUAGGGCACGGUCAGCGAGAGUUAAUUAUUGGGGACAGACAGACUGGCAAAACAGCAAUAGCCACAGAUACAAUUCUCAAUCAAAACGGGCAAGGUGUAAUAUCUGUUUAUGUAGCUAUCGGUCAAAGAGCAUCCUCCGUAGCUGAAGUAGUAACUACUUUCCAUGAGGAGGGGGCCAUGGAAUGCACUAUUGUACUAGCUGAAAUGGUGGAUUCACCUGCUACAUUACAAUACCUCGCUCCUUAUACGGGAGCAGCCCUGGCUGAGUAUUUUAUGUACCGCGAACGGCAUACUUUAAUAAUUUAUGAUGAUCUCUCCAAACAGGCACAAGCUUCUCGCCAAAUGUCCGUUCUAUUAAGAAGACCUCCCGGCCGUGAGGCUUAUCCAGGGGAUGUUUUUUAUUUGCAUUCACGCCUUUUAGAAAGACCUGGUAAAUUAAAUUCUCUUUUAGGCGAAGGAAGUAUGACCGCUUUACCAAUAGUCGAGACUCAAUCUGGAGAUGUUUCUGCCUAUAUUCCUACUAAUGUAAUCUCCAUUACAGAUGGACAAAUAUUCUUAUCUGCGGAUCUAUUCAAUGCCGGAAUUCGACCCGCUAUUAAUGUGGGUAUUUCUGUUUCCAGAGUAGGAUCCGCGGCUCAAAUUAAAGCCAUGAAACAAGUAGCUGGCAAAUCAAAAUUGGAACUAGCGCAAUUCGCAGAGUUACAAGCCUUUGCACAAUUCGCCUCUGCUCUCGAUAAAACAAGUCAGAAUCAAUUGGCAAGGGGUCGUCGAUUAAGGGAAUUGCUUAAACAAUCCCAGGCAAAUCCUCUCCCAGUGGAAGAGCAGAUAGCUACUAUUUAUACCGGAACAAGAGGAUAUCUUGAUUUGUUAGAAAUUGAACAGGUAAAUAAAUUUCUGGAUGAGUUAUGUAAACAUCUAAAAGAUACUAAACCUCAAUUCCAAGAAAUUAUAUCUUCUAGCAAGACAUUCACCGAGCAAGCGGAAAUCCUUUUGAAGGAAGCUAUUCGCGAACAGCUGGAACGGUUUUCUCUUCAGUAACAAAUAAAUUUUGCAUGUCUACUCUUGUUAGUAGAAUAGGAAUCGUUGAGAAAGCUUUUUCAUUUGAAUCAUGCAAAAAAGUUUUCAUUGUUUUUAGUUUA
Aegilops tauschii subsp. strangulata is the source of this 1527-nucleotide messenger RNA. The record is from RefSeq and is a predicted model, not a curated record. NCBI's taxonomy places the organism in Eukaryota, Viridiplantae, Streptophyta, Magnoliopsida, Poales, Poaceae.